GGUUAAACUAGAAUAAGUGGAAAUUAUUAUUCGAGGCAAACCGAUAUUCUCUUAAUUAAAAAUUCAAGGGUUAAGGCUUCUUCCCAGAAACCCAUUCGGAGCCAAUUUGGGAAAAGAUAUGUCGAUUUCCGGCGAUUAUAGCAGAAAACGGCCGUUUAUGGAAACAGAUACGCCGGCAACAAUCCUGUGCACAGUGGUAGCAAUUGAUUACAACAAUCUCUUCUACAGAGUGUGUAGUGUGUGCGAAAGGACUCUGCCGGAGAAUUCCGACCUUUUCUGCCGCCACUGCAACUUCACCAGCGGUUUCAAUCCUGCUUCCAAACGCCUCUUUCGUGUUCUCAUGUCAAUCGGUACAGAUACGAAGAUCAUGGUGGUGAUAAUGUUCGAUAGGGCCGCCAGAGUGUUGUUUGGUUGCUCCGCCGACGAGUUCUUCGACUUUGCCAAAACUCACCCCUACGCCUCUGCGACGGCCAGCAAAGCUCUGGAAGGGGAGAUGUUGACUGUGACAUUAUCGAAGCCCAAGAAUGGAAAUGCUCAGCACCUGCGAGUCGUAUCAGUUGUGCCCAUGGGAAGUGGUUUUCAGCCAGCUAUCCACAUUUUGAAGGAAUUGUAUCCACACUAACUCUCUCUUCUAUUCUGUAAUAACAAGUUCUUCAAUUCUUGCUCAAUGUUUUGUCGUAGUUGAGAACGAAUUUCAAUUCUUGCUCUAAUAAUAUUCAUAUUGUUGAGUUUUGUUGAUCAGAAGUGGUAAAAAAUAAAAAUACAGAUUUUUUUUUUAUGACAUCAA
Molecule: messenger RNA, 787 nt
Organism: Salvia miltiorrhiza (redroot sage)
Lineage: Eukaryota; Viridiplantae; Streptophyta; Magnoliopsida; Lamiales; Lamiaceae
Exons: 4
Coding region: 119-622 (167 amino acids)
Source: RefSeq, a predicted model, not a curated record